AUGGUGGAAUUCGAGAAUGUUAACAUCUGGGCCGGCACAACCAAGCGCAACUCUGAAUCCGGCCUAGUUAGGCCUUGUUCUAGAGUCACGCCUAAGAAGGACAACAGCGAAGGCCCUCGCAGCAACGCCGAGGAGGCUUAUACCGCGGUAGUUCUCUCUUCUUGUCUGAUCACCUUUCUUGAUGACAGGCUCAAGGAUGCCCGAGCCCCAGUUAUCAUGAACAAUGAUCUCGUCUCCCCACGACUGUUUAAUGCCCUCGUAGAGUCAUGGCGUCUGAAUGUCGACACAAGACCUGUAGAUUUCUGCAGGAAAACCGUCAUCUGCAAAUGUCUUGGUGUCGCGCAGCCUUUGCGUUGCGUCAGCGCCUUCUUCCUCAGAAUAGAUUUGCACGACACUGCAUAG
Molecule: messenger RNA, 402 nt
Organism: Spirometra erinaceieuropaei
Lineage: Eukaryota; Metazoa; Platyhelminthes; Cestoda; Diphyllobothriidea; Diphyllobothriidae
Source: the annotation of a GenBank genome assembly